This is a messenger RNA of Lichtheimia ornata, 852 nucleotides long. Its product is annotated as S-adenosylmethionine decarboxylase proenzyme. The transcript is spliced from 2 exons. The coding region runs from base 1 to 852 and encodes 283 amino acids. Lineage: Eukaryota; Fungi; Mucoromycota; Mucoromycetes; Mucorales; Lichtheimiaceae. Gene Ontology annotation, biological process: spermine biosynthetic process; spermidine biosynthetic process. Gene Ontology annotation, molecular function: adenosylmethionine decarboxylase activity. The record is from RefSeq and is a predicted model, not a curated record. Gene Ontology annotation, cellular component: cytosol.
AUGAUCAUCAAGACCUGUGGGACCACCACCCUGCUUGCUGCACUCCCUCAUGUAUUCACAAUUGCUCACAAGUAUUGUGGAUACGAAAGACCUCUUAUUUGCUUUUACUCGAGAAAGGCUUUCUUGUUUCCUGAAUUGCAAUACGAGCCUCAUCGAAGCUGGAAAGAAGAAAUAGGUUUCAUGGACAUGGUUUUUGAAAAGCGCGGCCAAGUAUUCACAAUGGGAGACACCAAUAGCAAUGCGUGGUAUCUUUAUGUGAUGACAGGAGGAUCUCAUGAUACGCUCAAUGCAGCAUCCACGCUUGAUGAUGAGACAUUGGAGAUAUUAAUGUCGGACCUUGACCCUGGUAUUGCAAGAGACUUUUACUGUGACAAUGGCAAGAUCACUGGAUCAGAAGGUGGCAUGCAAGUAAGCGAAAAAACAGGUAUCCUGAAAUUGUAUCCAAAUGCCAAGAUGGAUUCGUUCCAAUUUGAACCUUGUGGCUAUUCUGCAAAUGGGCUAGUGGAAGAUGGCUACUUUACAAUACAUGUUACCCCAGAGCGUGGGUGGUCUUUUGCCUCGUUUGAAACAAACAUUCCUGCAACACGCUCACAUGGCGAUCACCACCACCAGCAAGCCAUUGCAAACAAAACAACGUCAACAGCCUCACCCACAUUGAUCCGUCAUGUAAUUGAUAUCUUUCAACCUGGAUCUUUUACAAUCAUUUUGCUUUCUUCAUCAUCCAAGUUGGAAAUGCUUGAUGAUAUCUACCAGGGUUACGAACGUCUCGUCCACGUUUAUCGCAGCUUUGAUCAUUACAACCUUGUCUUUGUGCAAUACGAAAGGAUCAUUGAUAGUAAUCAUAGCGAAUAA